Olea europaea var. sylvestris is the source of this 1360-nucleotide messenger RNA. RefSeq names its product expansin-A11-like. Gene Ontology annotation, biological process: plant-type cell wall organization. The coding region runs from base 283 to 1053 and encodes 256 amino acids. NCBI's taxonomy places the organism in Eukaryota, Viridiplantae, Streptophyta, Magnoliopsida, Lamiales, Oleaceae. Gene Ontology annotation, cellular component: extracellular region. The record is from RefSeq and is a predicted model, not a curated record. The transcript is spliced from 3 exons.
UCACGGCUCUUCUGUCGGAAAAUCCAUGUGGAAUUUCAAGAAAUGGACAGAAGAACAUGGGAAUAAUUGAAUGAGACUCAGAAUUCUUCAGGCUUUUUAAAGAUAAAAUUCAUUAAAAAAAUGAUGUUUUUCUUACCCUAGUUGCAGUUUCACAUGCGAGGCUGUUGCAUAUGCAGAAAUUCUUGUAUCUAUAUAAGAUACAACUAAUUUUGAGUUUUGCAGAGCCAUUAACUGAAAUAACCCCACUAAUCUAUCUUCUCAUUGUUCUCCUCAUUGAGAAAAAUGACUAAAAAUGUCAUUUUACCAAUUGUACUUAUAAUUGGAAUCUCAUGUUUUCUCAUGAAGGCUAGUGCCAUUACAACUUCUGGUUGGACUCAAGCUCAUGCAACCUUCUAUGGAGGCAGUGAUGCUUCCGGGACAAUGGGUGGUGCUUGUGGAUAUGGGAAUUUGUAUUCAACUGGUUAUGGGACUAGAACUGCAGCAUUGAGCACUGCAUUGUUCAAUGAUGGAGCAGCAUGUGGGCAAUGUUACAAGAUUAUGUGUGAUUAUAAUGCUGAUCCUAAAUGGUGCAUCAAGGGAACUUCUGUUACCGUUACUGCUACAAACUUUUGUCCUCCAAAUUAUGCUCUUCCCAGUGACAAUGGAGGUUGGUGCAACCCACCACGCCAACAUUUCGACAUGGCUCAACCCUCUUGGGAAAAGAUAGGCAUUUAUAGAGGUGGAAUCGUGCCCGUCAUCUACCAAAGGGUUCCGUGCAAGAAACAUGGCGGAGUUAGAUUCACCAUCAAUGGAAGAAACUACUUUGAGCUUGUAAUGAUUAGUAAUGUGGCAAAUGCUGGAUCUAUUCAAUCAGUGCAAAUCAAGGGCUCGAAAACCAACUGGAUGGCUAUGUCUAGGAAUUGGGGGGCUAAUUGGCAAUCCAAUUCUUACCUCAAUGGCCAAUCUAUAUCCUUCAAGGUCACAACCACUGAUGGUCAAACAAGAACUUUCCUAAACAUUGUCCCAUCAAAUUGGGGUUUCGGCCAAACAUUUUCAAGCCCUGCCCAAUUCUAAGUAGAUAAUGGGCCGUUGAGUUUUAUGUUUUGGGCUUUCUCAGUUGACAGGCUGCGGCGUGCUUACUCUUUUACACAAAGCAGCCCGCCAAUGUUUUGGGCUAUACAGUAUUUCAUUCGGGGCCUGAUUUUAAGCCCACCAAAAAUUUGGUUGGCACUGUGUAUUUAGCCAUUGUUUUCAACUGUACUGAAAUAUGUAUAUUUUCAAAAUAAGAAGCAAGUCUUCUUUGCAGCUUCAGAAAUUUGUUUCGAGUUUUUUUCUCUAUGCCUUGUAAUAUAAUAAGAAGAACGUGUUCACGGUUCAUACA